Molecule: messenger RNA, 2013 nt
Organism: Drosophila virilis
Lineage: Eukaryota; Metazoa; Arthropoda; Insecta; Diptera; Drosophilidae
Product: protein 5NUC
Biological process (GO): AMP catabolic process
Cellular component (GO): plasma membrane
Molecular function (GO): metal ion binding; nucleotide binding; 5'-nucleotidase activity
Source: RefSeq, a predicted model, not a curated record
UUAAUUUUAAUUUAAAAAGCUGUUUUCUAACGAUUUGAGUCCAGUUUGUGUACAGAUUGUGCGAUGAGUGCAUUUCCGACAAUGAGGCAGCAAUGGAUUUUAUUAUUUUUGGUGGUAUACGGGCACCUGAUAGGUGCUAAUCCCAUCGUAUCCGGAAACUCUGUGCUUACUGAAUUCAUAAUUCUACACAAUAAUGACAUGCACGCGAGGUUCGAGCAGGUGAAUAAAAAUGGAGGAGCUUGCACUCCGGAGGAUGUCAGCAGGGACAAAUGUUUCGGCGGCUUCGCACGUAUUGCCCAUGUAGUGCGAAAAUAUCGAGAAGAGGCAAAGAACGGAGGAGCUGCAGCACUAUAUUUAAAUGCAGGCGAUACCUACAGCGGAACCGUGUGGUUCAUGGUCUUCAAGGACAAAAUUGCCAGCACCUUGCUCAAUAAACUUCAUCCGGAUGCUAUGUGUCUAGGGAAUCACGAGUUCGAUCUGAAGAUUGAAGGACUUGUGCCGUUUCUUAAUGCUGUAAACUUUCCGGUGCUGGUCUCGAACGUGGACUUCUCCAAGGAGCCCGAAUUGGUGGCCACCAAUAAACUGAGCAAUUCAACAAUUCUUGAGGUAAAUGGCACUAAAGUUGGCCUUAUAGGAUACCUCACGCCGAAAACGAAGGAAGACUACAUCAACAAGGUGGAGUUCAGUGAAGAAACCGUGUCCAUCAAUGCUGAAGCACAGAGGCUAAAGGAUCAAGGCAUCAAUAUAAUAAUUGCCUUGGGACAUUCUGGUUACCACAAGGAUCAGGAGAUUGCCAGAAACUGCCCCGAUAUUGACAUAGUAAUCGGAGGUCAUUCGCACACGCAUCUAGACUCCAAUCAACCCGUCGCUGACAAGGACGACACCCAUCCCGAAGCGGUUAGAGGACCCUACCCCACCACGGUGGUGCAACCAAGCGGCAAAAAGGUGCCCGUCGUGCAGGCCUACACAAGCACAAAGUAUUUGGGCAAGCUACAUGUUCAGUUCGAUGCCAAUGGCGAUUUAAUCAAGUUUGAUGGCGAGCCGCUGCUCCUGGAUGCUUCAGUGCCGCAGGAGCAAGAUUUCUUGGAUUUACUUGAUGUGUAUCGUCCCAAUAUCACCGCCAGAGGAGAACAAAUUAUUGGCCACACUAAGGUCUACCUAGAGGGCGGCAAUAUGUGUCGAUUAAGAGAAUGCAAUCUUGGUAAUAUGAUUGCCGAUUCCAUGGUCUACGCUCGCAUGCUGGAGAACAAGGGCGGCGAAUACUGGACUGAUGCGGCGAUUGCCUUGAUCUCAGGAGGUGGUAUACGCACCUCAAUUAGUAAGAAUGCCGAAGGUUCUAUUACUUUCAGGGACAUGUCGGAGACCAUUCCCUUUGAGAAUCGUCUAUUUGUGACGCGCAUUACCGGAAAAACAUUGCUCAACGCCCUGGAGCUCUCGGCCUCAAUCAGGAACCGGGACUCAAACGGCGGCUUUCAGCAGCUCUCUGGCAUUCGAGUCGAGUACAACUACGACUUGGAAGAGGGACACCGAGUGACCUCCGCUCUGAUUCGUUGUGCCGAAUGCAGUGUGCCUUCCUAUCUGAAUCUCAAUGAAUCGGCCUACUACAAGGUUGUUGUGCCGGAGUUUUUACUGAAUGGAGGCGAUGGCUUUCACCUGAUUGAGUCGAAGGAUCCGUUCACUGAGCUCUUGGAACAAGACGACAAAGGUGCCCUACAACAGUAUCUACAGGGUACACAUUUUGUUUAUCCUGCACUAGAGGGUCGCAUAGUUAUAAAAAAAUCCAAUUAGUUACAAAGUUCCUAAACAAAUAGAAUAUAUUCAAAUAUGUUCAAAGUUUUUCAAAAUUUUUGCACAAACUCUAUUUUAUGACCACAAAUUGGAAAUACGCACUGAGAACGUCGUUUCCACAGACCGUAAAAUCAUAUCUCCAAUAACUUUUCUGGACAAUAUAUAUAUAUAUAAAACAUAUCUAAAAUAUAUAUCGAUUUAAUAGAGUUUUGUAUUUGCGCAAAA